AUGUAUGAGGAAAUGGACUCCAUGACUGAUGACAUCCCGCGCCGCUGCUCUCUUCCGGCCCUGAAAGAGACCAUCGCUUCCGGCAUGGGUCCGUCUGACCUGGGCGAGGACCGCCGCCUGCCUCCCCUGCCACGCAUUGAGCCGCUGCCUCGUGGGCCGUUCAACCCAUUCCACGCCAAGGAGACCAUGAGUGCUGGACCUAGCACCCCUAGUCCCCAUGAAACUACAUUCCAAUUCAAGUCGCCCUACUCGGCGGUCGCCGAGCACAUUGUUGCUCCUCCUUCUCCUGCCAACUCUGCUGAAAGCUCCUGGCAGGAGUCCUUCGCCGCCCAAAAGGCCGGCUCUGCUGACUGGGCGACUGACCUGUCCCCCGCGGAGAUCAUGGCCCUCGUUGCUCCCCCGAACAUCAACCGCAAGCCGCCACUGCAGCAGCUGUGCGGCCGCAAGCGCAAGAGCAGCCCUCUGUCCAAUGACCCGGACGACCAGCGUGAGAAGCACCGUAUUGCCGAAGGCAACCGACGCAAGAACCUGAGCACGCUGCACCGCGAGCUCGACGGCCGCAUCCACAACUUCUUCCUGGAGCGUGCUGGCUGGAACCCGUCCAAGAGCCUGCCCCAGUCCAAGGAACACAUCGUCCAGGGUGCGGUGUACUUGAUUGACUUCAUGCUUGCCAUCAUCGUGCAUCUCAUGCGCCAGGAACAGGUAACCCCCCAGCUGUCAGAGAAGCUGCAGCCUCAGUUCCGCUGCAUGCAGUUGCAGAACCUAGUCAACUCCCUCCAACAGGAGAACCAGGCGGCUCAGCAACAGCUCAAGGCCACCAAGGCUGAGAACGAGCUGCUGGUCGACCGCAACCGUGCUCUGGAAUUCCAGCUCAAGUCCUACGAGCAGAUGUUCCGCUCUCCCAAGGCCGAGAGCACCAGCCCAACCCCAAUCGUUGACGUUCCCGAGCACAAACGCCAGAGGAGGGCGGCGCUGCCAGGCAUGCGUGUGUUCUGCGGCGAGAUCGCCAACAUGGCUCCGGAACCAUUGUCUGCUCACCCCGAUAACCUGCCCAGCGCUACCUCCCAGUGCUUCAGCAGCUCGUACUUGACGGCCACGCCUUCCACGACUGCUCCUCCCUCUCCUGCUUUCCCCCUAUCGCACCCUGCGAUCUCCUCUUUCCCUCUCUCGGCCUCGCGUCGCGAGUCGAUGAAUGCCUCGCCAUGA
Messenger RNA from Penicillium lagena, 1206 nucleotides. Its product is annotated as putative HLH DNA binding domain protein. The transcript is spliced from 2 exons. The coding region runs from base 1 to 1206 and encodes 401 amino acids. NCBI's taxonomy places the organism in Eukaryota, Fungi, Ascomycota, Eurotiomycetes, Eurotiales, Aspergillaceae. The record is from RefSeq and is a predicted model, not a curated record.